AUGGAAUUUGCUGAGAGAAUGUUAAAAAAGCAUGGGUGGGAUCCCGAAAAAGGUCUUGGUAAAAAUAAUCAAGGGAUGAAAACAGCUCUUAAACCAGUUCUAAAAUUUGAUACUCGUGGAGUUGGAUGUAAUCAAAAAGAUGAGUAUUCAAGUGAAUUUAAAUGGUGGGAAUAUACAUAUAAUCGAGCUGCAAAAAAAGUUUCGGAUUCACUUGACCAACCAGAAGGUGAAGAGAAGAAAGAGAAAAAACGUAAACAUAAAGAAGAUGAUGAAGAAAAAAGUUCAAAAAAAUCUAUUUAUACACGUUUUCAAAAAAGUUCAGUAUUAAUGGACAAUAAAGAAGAAUCUGUACGACUUGAAAAAGAACUUGCUGUUGCUGAAACUAAUACUCCUACACCGAGUGAUGAAGAUUUACUUCGUAUAUGUGGUGGUCGAACUGCUCAUAAAGGUGCUCGUCAUGGAAUAAAAAUGGGUGGAAAACUUCAACGAUUACAAGAACAAGAAGAUCGUGCUUUGUCUUCUUCUUGUGAUAAUUCUCUUGAGAAAAAGAAAAAGAAAAAACGAAAAUCUAUUGAACAAAUUGAUGAAUAA
Messenger RNA from Adineta steineri, 591 nucleotides. Lineage: Eukaryota; Metazoa; Rotifera; Eurotatoria; Adinetida; Adinetidae. The record is from the annotation of a GenBank genome assembly.